AUGAAUCCACUACGAUUAAGGGCAUCAGUACUACUCAGUACUGCUCUUUUGAUACUAGUGAUAUGGAACAUCAGACAGAACUCCGGAAAUCCCGGGAGCCCCGCGUAUCAGACAAGGGACGUGUAUCAGACCAGGGACGACUCGCGCUUACAUCUACUUAGCGCACCUAAUUCCAAAUUCAGUGAGAGAAAGGAGACGUUAGACGAUGGAGAGACCAUUAUCUAUCAUAAGGACUACACAGAAGACUUGGUUAGAGAAAAUGCUACCUUGUUUAGUCUCGUACGGAACGGCGAGCUCUACGAUAUGUUACGAACCAUCCGAAAUUUCGAGGAUAGAUUCAAUCAGUUCAAACAUUAUGGAUGGAUCUUUGCCAACGAUGAAAAAUUCACGGAGAGUUUCCAGAAUCAGGUGAAAAACCUAUGUUCUGGAAGUGUAACGUUUGUUCAUCUACCUGAGCAAAUGUGGAACUAUCCCGAGUUCAUCGAUCGGGCCAAAGCUGACCAGGCCAGAAGAAAGAUGCAACGGCAGCAGAUUAAGUACGGGGGUAGUGAAUCCUACAGACAUAUGUGCCGAUUUUUCUCUGGCGUCUUCUAUCGCUUGGAGGCUAUGAAGAAGUACAGAUACUUUUGGAGGGUGGAACCGGACGUUGAGUUCAAAUGCUCGAUUAAGUAUGAUCCAUUUGAGGUGAUGAGAAAAGAAAAUAAAAUGUAUGGAUUUACAUUGGCACCUUUAGAAUUGCAUACUACGGUGCCCACGCUAUGGAAUUCUGCACUCGAAUAUAUGGCGAAGUAUCCCGAACGUAUUGCCCAAGAUAACAAUUUUCUGUUUCUGACCGAUGAUGAUGGAAAGACGUUUAAUAUGUGCCAUUUUUGGUCGAACUUUGAAAUCGGCGAUCUAGAUUUCUUUAGAAGCGACAAAUACAACCACUUCUUCAACUUUAUGGACCACAAGGGGGGUAUUUAUUAUGAGAGGUGGGGCGAUGCGCCAAUCCAUUCAAUAGCGGUGUCAAUUCUAUUACCACAUAAUAGGUUGAAGCAUUUUACCAGCACUGGAUAUUUACACAAGCCUAAUUUGCAAUGCGACGGAAGUUCAGAGAUGAUGAUUGAAAAUGAAUGUAUAUGCUCACCAGAGGAUGAUGGGUCAUGGGGAGAUCAGAGCUGCAUUCCUAAAAUAUAUGAUAUACAUAAAGAUUGGCAAAGGCCAUGGUAUGCUCCCAAAGAGAGAUAUUUACCGAUACACGAUAAUAUCUUAAGGAUGAUGGAAGAGAAGAGAAUUCAGCUUAGGGAAGAGGGAAUAACUGAAGAGGUUAUUGAAGUUAGGAUGAACGAAUACCUAGCAUCAAUCCACUCACCUGAGGAGGGUGAAUGA
Messenger RNA from Brettanomyces nanus, 1368 nucleotides. RefSeq lists its product as uncharacterized. Gene Ontology annotation, cellular component: membrane; Golgi apparatus. Gene Ontology annotation, biological process: protein O-linked glycosylation; cell wall mannoprotein biosynthetic process; protein N-linked glycosylation. The record is from RefSeq and is a predicted model, not a curated record. Gene Ontology annotation, molecular function: alpha-1,2-mannosyltransferase activity. Bases 1 to 1368 code for a protein of 455 amino acids. The transcript has a single exon. NCBI's taxonomy places the organism in Eukaryota, Fungi, Ascomycota, Pichiomycetes, Pichiales, Pichiaceae.